UGAAUAUUUUAACGUGCCACUCAAACGUCAACGUUAGUUUAUUUGUAACAUUUGUGAGCAGCACAUCUGAAGUGAUUUGCGAUCAUUAUUUGUUGUUUUUUUUCGUGUUCCUCGAACGUCGUAAUAAAUAGAAAUUGAAAAUAAAAAAAGGUCACAUCAUGUCAUUCGUUCGGAUUUUAGUUGGAAAUGUAAAAACAUUUGCAAAUCCAAAAUUUAUUGCAGUUCGUCAAUUUGCAAGUGCUUCUUCAUCAUAUGAAUUCAUAAAAACGGCUGUUGUUGGUGAAAAAAAUAAUGUGGCUCUGGUUACAUUGAACCGCCCAAAAGCGUUGAAUGCAUUGUGCAAUGGAUUAAUGACUGAAUUGAAUCAAGCACUUCAAACAUUCGAUAAGGAUGAUAAUAUUGCUGCAAUCGUAUUGACAGGCAGUGAAAAAGCAUUUGCUGCUGGUGCCGAUAUUAAGGAAAUGCAAAAUAAUACGUAUUCAAAUAGUAUUCGAACAAAUUUCCUAGCCGAUUGGACGAAUGUGACACGCAUUCAGAAGCCAAUUAUUGCCGCUGUUAAUGGUUAUGCCCUUGGCGGUGGAUGUGAAUUGGCAAUGAUGUGCGACAUUAUUUAUGCUGGCGAUAAAGCGAAAUUUGGUCAACCAGAAAUUGCAAUUGGUACAAUUCCCGGUGCUGGUGGUACUCAACGAUUGACACGUGUUGUUGGCAAAUCAAAAGCAAUGGAAAUUUGCUUGACCGGUAAUAUGAUCGAUGCAACGGAAGCCGAAAAAUCGGGUUUGGUCAGUAAAGUCUUUCCGGCCGAUCAAUUGGUCGAUAAUGCCGUUAAAUUGGGCGAAAAAAUCGGAACACACUCACCAUUGAUUGUACAAUUGUGCAAAGAAUCCGUUAAUACAGCAUAUGAAACGACAUUACAAGAGGGUUUGAAAUUCGAAAAACGCACUUUCCACGCAACAUUCUCAACGAAAGAUAGAUUAGAAGGAAUGACAGCCUUUGUAGAGAAACGGGCUCCAAACUUUAAAAGCGAAUAGUAAAUGUUACGCCGGAACUCUGAAUAGACAACAACUCUGAAUCUGUUAUUUACAACCAAUGAUGGGAUGGGUGCAUUUAUAUACUUUUUAAAAAAAUGCGAAAACAAAACAAAAGAACACAAAAAAAAACUGUACAAUAAAAAAGCGAAUAUUUUUUUAUCAGAUAAUUUCA
This is a messenger RNA of Contarinia nasturtii (swede midge), 1200 nucleotides long. RefSeq names its product probable enoyl-CoA hydratase, mitochondrial (gene Echs1). Gene Ontology annotation, biological process: fatty acid beta-oxidation. Gene Ontology annotation, molecular function: enoyl-CoA hydratase activity. Lineage: Eukaryota; Metazoa; Arthropoda; Insecta; Diptera; Cecidomyiidae. The record is from RefSeq and is a predicted model, not a curated record. The transcript has 3 exons. Gene Ontology annotation, cellular component: mitochondrion. Bases 159 to 1028 code for a protein of 289 amino acids.